AUUUCCACGUGACAGCUAACAUUUCCUUGUAGAGCACAUUUUUCUGUACAUUUUGGCUAUGGUCUCGGUUUUGCUAACAGAUCAUUAGCUGCAUGAGCAGUAUUUAAAGUCGCUGUUUCGAACAUGUGCUUAGCGACAGAAACAGCGACUUCCGGAAACUCGUAGGUUUUCACGAACUGCCGUCCGUACGCGGCUGCCCUGUCGCAUAGCGUCAAUCGAAUGAUCCGUAAAUGUUGAAUAUUGAUCCACUCUGCGAUUCUGGGGGAUUUGACAGACACACUGGUCACGCCCCCUCUUAAUCUUUUAUUAUAAAGGAUAUCUAUAGAUGAAAAUUUAGUACAAUUUAUCGACAUACGUCUACCAGAUUUUAUCUUUGGUUUCGUAUGGAUCCGUUGGAGAAAUUAAGGGUUGCUUCCGAUAAAUGGAUGUAAUGUCAUCAUUAACGGGACUGCGACGAGAUGGAAGAAAGCCGGAAGAAGUGCGCGAUAUCUUAUGCCAAUUUGGUUGUGCAGAAGGAGCCGAUGGGUCCGUGUUGUAUCAAUUGGGCAACACGAAAAUUCUGGCCACGGUAGUGGGUCCAGCAGAUGCGGGGGAAAACGAUGAUGAAGAAGGGGACUUGGAGCUCCUCGAGGAACCUUCCGGAUUAGACUGCCAUUUCAAGCUGUCGUCCUUUAGUCAAUCGGACCGCAAAAGUGGCAAAGGCGAUGAUCCGCGGUCGGAAGAAUAUGCUGAAUACAUGGAAAUGUGCUACAAGAUGAUUAUGUUUCCCCAUAAGACAGCAGAGUCUGUCGUGAAGGUUACCUGUCAAGUUCUGCAAACAGAUGGGAGUCAUUUAGCCGCGGCACUCACGGCAGGAACGUUGGCGCUUAUUGACGCGGGCAUUCCCAUCAAGGAUAUUAUUGUGGCCUGCUCCGCUACGAUAACGGAUGGAAAACCUAUCGUGGAUAUUGCCAGCCACGAAGAAUCCCACAAGCUGCCACAGUUGACUGUGGCCGCUAUUCCUCGGACACGGGAAGUGGUCGUGUUGGACACCAAGAAUCGAUUUCAUAAAGAUCUGUUUAAUCCGUUAUUGAAUGCAGCUUUGGACGGUUGCCAAAAAGUCUUUGAAGACGUGGAAAAAAUUGUGCGAGAACACGUGAAGCAGUCAGAUCCUCUGCUGAUUUGAAUAAAUGCAUAACUUGGUGAUGAAUUUGUCUGCGCAUUGCCGCUGUGAUAAUUUUUUGUCGUUUUCCCUCGUGCGCAAUCAUGAAUGAAAGUUUGGAAGGAAUGACGACUUUCAGCAUCAUUUUGUUGAUCGGAUUUUGAAUAGUCUGAUAUUCUAGCUGCAUUUUAUUGAAAACUAAAAGGUGUAUCCGUCUAGGAAAACCCCCGCAUUAGCUAACGUCAAGCCAAAAUUGAAGGUUUAUGACGGUUAUGUUGGUUUGUGUUGAAUUCUACGAAAUAAAUCUGU
Paramacrobiotus metropolitanus is the source of this 1450-nucleotide messenger RNA. RefSeq names its product putative exosome complex component RRP41. The transcript has 4 exons. Gene Ontology annotation, biological process: rRNA catabolic process; U4 snRNA 3'-end processing; poly(A)-dependent snoRNA 3'-end processing. The record is from RefSeq and is a predicted model, not a curated record. Lineage: Eukaryota; Metazoa; Tardigrada; Eutardigrada; Parachela; Macrobiotidae. Gene Ontology annotation, cellular component: cytoplasmic exosome (RNase complex); nucleolus; nuclear exosome (RNase complex). Bases 422 to 1165 code for a protein of 247 amino acids.